Messenger RNA from Neodiprion fabricii, 2316 nucleotides. Its product is annotated as damage-control phosphatase ARMT1-like. Gene Ontology annotation, molecular function: phosphatase activity. Lineage: Eukaryota; Metazoa; Arthropoda; Insecta; Hymenoptera; Diprionidae. Gene Ontology annotation, cellular component: nucleus; cytoplasm. The transcript is spliced from 6 exons. The coding region runs from base 170 to 1573 and encodes 467 amino acids. Gene Ontology annotation, biological process: DNA damage response. The record is from RefSeq and is a predicted model, not a curated record.
AGUAAACUACUACUACUACUAUUACUACCGUUACCACACUCCUGAUCACACUGCGCUGAUCGUCGCGCAUCACGUGGCAAGUGGCUUUAGCUGUCUGCUGUAUUUCGAUUCAAGGAUUUCAUUCGGUCAGUGUUCCGCUGCCCGGUGAUAAAGGAGUAGCAGUGCCGUCAUGACGGAGAGGCAAAAUUCGCUAGAGGACAUAACGGAUCUGCAGGACACUGUCACUCCGUUUGGAGUGCAGCUGAGAGCGAAAUACAAGAGGACUGGCGCCUACUCAACGUUCAAUGAUAGAGUACCAGUGAUUCUGACACGUGUGAUAGACUCGCUGAGUCGUGACAAGGAUGAAAUCGUUAAGAAGUACGGAAAGUCGUCGGCGGAAGACGUCAAGCAGGUGAUAGGGUACAUCAGUAAACUGAAAAACGAGAUUGUCACCAACAAGCCGUUGAUACCAUUGAUUUGCGUACCCGACGAAAGCCCUGAGGAUAAGGAAAACAUAAAAAUGUGGAACGACUAUCUAGAGGAGCGGACAAAAAUUGAGGGAAAAGUACCCACUUGGUAUAACACGGUGGUGCUCUACGCCGAAUGCUACUCGUACCGAAGAGUCAUAGAGGGUUUCAAGCUUACGAAAACCUUGCGCUCCUACGAUCCUUUCGCUAAACUGAAAGAAGACUCCUUUGACGGUUCUACAGCUAGCGCCAUUGCUGUAGCAAAUUACACUCUGGGUCAGGUCGAGAGAGCGCAGCAGGCCUCUUCGGCCGAGCUAAAACAUGAGCUGGCUAAGUUCCUGAGAUUAUCACUAUGGGGCAACAGAUGUGACCUGUCGCUCAGCGGUGGAGCUGAGAAUGGCCAGAUCGGAAACCCUCUCGAGCUCUUAAAUGCUCUUGAGAAAGACUUGCUAGUAGACGACUCGAACUUCGUCUGGGACGUGCUGACCAAGGCUCAAAAGAAAGGUGGCCAGGUAUUGGUCGAUAUAGUGCUGGACAACGCAGGCUACGAACUAUUCACAGACUUGUGUUUAGCCACCUUCUUAACCGCUCACAAUAUCGCAAACAGAAUACGUAUAUAUGUGAAAGACUCGCCUUGGUUCAUCAGCGACGUAACUACCAACGAUUUUCACUGGAUGAUCGAGCGCAUGAACGGGCUAUCGAAUCCGGAUCUAAACCAGCUUGCAAAAUUGAUCAAGGGUUAUCUCGAGAGCGGAGCAUGGUCUAUUGAGGAGGACGCGUUCUGGACAACCCCAUUUCCUUUUAUGGAAAUGUCCCAAAGGGAUCCGAAGUUGUACGCCAAACUAUCGGAAGCAAAUUUACUCAUUGUCAAGGGCGAUUUGAACUACAGAAAAUUGGUCGGGGACGUUAACUGGGAAUACAGCACAAACUUCCUCGAAGCGACCAAAGGAUUUUUACCGACAAAUUUCGUCAGCCUGCGUUCCAUCAAGUCGAACACGUGUUCAGGAUUGAAAUCUGAACAAGGCCAGUAUCUCGACAAAAUAGACCCCUCCUGGAUGCUCAGCGGGCAAUACGGUCUCAUUCAAGGAACGAUCGACGCCUGCAUUUGCAGUAAAACAAGUUCUUGAUCCCCUCCACCCUUAGUUCAAUAAUAAAAUAAUUUAAUUGUAGCUCAUCAUUGGCGUUGUCAAGGUUUCUCAGCUCCACAAAAUACGAUCAAACUUCCAUCGAUGUUUAUGGAUAAAACAUUUUGCUGUCGCAUAUAAUUUACUCGUAAAACUCACUCUACUUACGGUUGUUUUACAAAUUAUACAUUCAAUUACGGAAAUUGUAAAAUUCAGCGAUAGUCAACCUGGUCCCUACCGCCCACUAGUGGACCUUCCAGUUUUCAUGGUGCGCGGUAAGGGUUUUGUCCGACACUGAAACACUUUCCUUUUCUUUUUCAAUUUACUUGAAUUUUCAAAAACAUUGUUAUUGGAAAUUUUUUAAAGUAAAGCUAUUUCCCUACCUUAUAAGUCACCAUUGCCGUGGAAUCUGUAGGUGGUUAGAAAAUUUUACUACUAACAGAGAUACAAAAGUAUGUAUAAAAAGGUUGACUACCCCUGAUUGUAAACAAUAAUCAUCUCUGUAUAAAUUUAUGGCAAUUUUUGUACAUUGGCGUGUGUGUCAACUUUUCACAUCUCGAAUAGCACAAAUUUCUAAACUGCACCUUACACGUCCCAAUUUUAAUAUAUUUAUUUUAUUGUAAAACUUGAUAUCAGUGGAACAUUUGAUGUUAAGUAAAAAGAUAAUCAUAUAAAGCUAUUAUAUAUUACCCGUUAUCUUGAUUCACAACAAACAUUCGGCAUUAAAGUAAAAAUUUCACAACUCA